AUGCCGAUUAACAAGAGCAACCGCCCCGAGUCCGAUGCCUCCAUGGAGGUUGAGGAUGUUGUAGAAGCUACCCCAGGAUCCAUCCCAGGAGCCACCGUCAACACGGAGCUCCUGGUCCCCGAGCCGCUCCUCCACCCCAGCAACCUGUGGCUGGAGGGGCUGGUGCUCCCCUCCCCGGAGGACCGCCACGAGAACCUCCCCACGGUGAUCGCGAUGGUGGUGGACCCGGUGUACUGCCGCCUGGGGGUGUUCAACCAGGCGAAGACGAUGUCGGGCGGCGAUUCCAGGUCGUUGCCGAGCCACUUUGUGGUGCUGGCGCCCUUCUCCGCGGGCUGGGGCAAGGCGCCGCUGGAGGACAAGCCGCUCAAGAACGCCGAGUUCCUGAGUGAGAUCCAUGUCGAUGCGGACGGGAGGCGCGGCCUGAUGAUCUACUCCUUCGACAAGCACGAGAGCAACCAGCAGUACAAGGGCGCCGUAAGGAAGGACGUCGCUACCCUGGUCCAGUCGGGCUGCACCCUGCGGCUCUCGACGACGACAAAGACCUUCGAGUUCGAGAAGCAGAACAAGAAGACCGGGCAGAGGGCGCUGUUCCCGGAUGUGGACACCAUCCACCCCUUCACGCUCGUCAAGCUCUUUCUCAAGCCGAACAAUGCGACGAAGGUCGACACUCCGGGGGACGUGGUCACGAUCAAGAGCAUCGAGAUCAUCCCGCUCACGCUGUACUCCUUCGUACCCGCGAUGGGUGAUUUCCCCGCCACCUUCGAGGAGCAGAAGACCAUCACGGAGGUGUGCAAGACCUACGCCCCCGAGGGCUGCCGCCCCUGCUCCAACUACCUCUUCAGCAACGGCGGGGAGGUGAUGCUCCUGAGGAGCGUCUCUUGUCUCCUCCGGGCCUCAGUCGAUGAGGACGGCGCCGGCGUCACGAUCUCGAACGCCUGCCUCGACUUUGAGAUGGGCAAGUCCAUGAUCGACGAGGUGCGCAUCGACGGCCCCACGCUGAUGCGGUACACGAACUGCUCCACCGUGAAGCGCGCGUGCCAGCUGCUCGAGGUCGCCGCGAGUUGCGGUUGCCUGCAACUGAUGGUCGUCAAAUCCUGGGUCUCCUACAAGGUUGAUGAAGACACGUGGAAGAAAAGGCUCGUUUACCGCGCCGCCCCUAUCAUCGACUUCCUCCGUCUGCUCGGCAUCGACGUCUCUGCCGGCACGGACGACGACGUGCUCCGCUUCCUCCUCCACGCCCCCCAGACCCGGGACAGCACCGUCGUGAUCCGCAAGGACGGCAACGCCAAGAUCAGCUUCGACGCGGUGCGGCGCUGCCUCGUCCACGAGACCCACCGCUUCUUCAACUUCGAGGAGGACGGCAAGGAGCUCAAGCGGGAGAUCAUCGUCCGGCUCGACCUCCGCAUCCUGUCGGACCCUUCCAAGGAGCUCCCGGUCGACCCAUCGGUGUCCAUGGACUGGCAGCCCUACCACGCGUCCUACCCCGUCCCCAAGUGCUGCCGCGUCCACAUCGACCUCGGACCCAAGCUCAACCCGGAGGGCUACGCCGUGGACCUCGACAUGCAGGCCGUCCCCAACUACCUCUGCAUGCAGCUCAACCUCUCCUCCUCCCGCGCCCCCUCCGUCCCCGGGAUGGGGAACGCCGCCCAGGAGGCCAAGACCUGCCGCAAGAGGGCCGCGCCCAGCGUGGAGGACGCCGACUCGUUCUGA
Molecule: messenger RNA, 1710 nt
Organism: Guillardia theta CCMP2712
Lineage: Eukaryota; Cryptophyceae; Pyrenomonadales; Geminigeraceae
Exons: 1
Coding region: 1-1710 (569 amino acids)
Source: RefSeq, a predicted model, not a curated record